Molecule: messenger RNA, 1304 nt
Organism: Trichogramma pretiosum
Lineage: Eukaryota; Metazoa; Arthropoda; Insecta; Hymenoptera; Trichogrammatidae
Gene: CSN4
Product: COP9 signalosome complex subunit 4
Exons: 7
Coding region: 1-1242 (413 amino acids)
Cellular component (GO): cytosol; COP9 signalosome
Source: RefSeq, a predicted model, not a curated record
AUGGUGGUCACCGUAGCCGCGCUAAUGCGCCAGCAGCUCGCCGCCCUGGCCCACUCGGGCGGCUCUCACAAGGAUCAGGCCGACAAAUAUCGCACGUACUUGGACACGAUCCUCAAUGCUACCGGCGAGGAACUCACCGAGGCCCUAAAGGUUUUCGUCGAAGCAAUCGUCAACGAGAACGUGAGUUUGGUUAUUUCGCGACAAAUUCUGACAGACGUGAGCAAUCGGCUGCAAAAGCUGCCAGAUGAAAUUUCCAAAGCUGUUUCUCAUUACACACUAGAUAAGGUACAACCUAGAGUAAUUUCAUUCGAAGAACAGGUUGCCAGUAUCAGGCAACAUUUGGCGGAUAUCUAUGAACGUAAUCAGAAUUGGCACGAAGCAGCCAAUGUUCUUGUUGGUAUACCACUCGAAACUGGUCAAAAGCAAUAUACAGUGGACUAUAAACUCGAUACAUAUCUGAAAAUAGCAAGAUUAUACUUGGAGGAUGAUGAUCCAGUUCAAGCUGAAGCUUUUAUCAACAGAGCAUCAUUGUUACAGGCUGAAUCUAAAAAUGAACAGCUUCAAAUUUAUUAUAAAGUUUGCUAUGCCAGAGUAUUAGAUUAUAGAAGAAAGUUCAUAGAAGCAGCUCAAAGAUAUAAUGAGCUGUCGUACAGAUCUAUAAUUCAUGAAGAUGAAAGAAUGACUGCACUCAGAAAUGCUCUCAUCUGCACAGUGCUCGCAUCAGCUGGUCAACAAAGGAGUCGUAUGUUAGCCACAUUAUUCAAAGAUGAACGGUGUCAACAACUUCCAGCUUACUCCAUUUUAGAGAAAAUGUAUUUAGAUAGAAUUAUUCGUCGCUCAGAGCUGGAAGAAUUUGAGGCUCUUCUUCAACCACACCAAAAAGCAUGCACAUCUGAUGGCCUAGGCUCUACUAUUUUGGAUCGAGCUGUCAUUGAACAUAACUUGCUUUCAGCUAGUAAAUUAUACAAUAACAUCACAUUUGAAGAGUUGGGCUCACUUUUAGAAAUACCCCCAACUAAAGCUGAAAAGAUUGCCAGUCAGAUGAUAACAGAAGGAAGAAUGAACGGCUACAUCGAUCAAAUAGAUUCAAUUGUUCACUUUGAAACAAGAGAAAGCUUACCUACUUGGGAUAAACAAAUCCAGUCUCUCUGUUAUCAAGUAAACCAAAUAAUUGAAAAAAUUGCUCAAGCAGAACCUGAUUGGAUAGCAGCACAAACCAUGGAUGAUCAAAUGGUGCAUUAAUAUAAAAUAGAAUCUACGUUUUUAAGUAAUUAAAAAUUACAAUUGUUUGCCUAAAAGAUAAC